AUUCCUGAAUCUGGCACCAUCGCGUGUGUCGAAAUGGUCAACUUCAUGUGCCAUAAGUAUUUACGUAUAGAUCUUGGACCAAAGAUCAACUUUGUUAUUGGUCACAACGGAAGUGGUAAAAGUGCUAUCAUGACGGCCCUCACUAUUGCUUUGGGUGCAAAGGCCAGCUCAACGAACCGUGGCAAGAAUUUGUGCUCUUUUAUCCGUGAAGGUGAAAACGCUGCUUUGAUCACUGUUACUCUUACAAACAAGGGCCCUGAUGCAUACCGUAAUGAUGUCUACGGUGAUAAAAUUGUCAUUGACCGCAAGAUUAUGAAGGACGGCACUGGCCAGUACAAGAUCAAAAGCGCAGCCGGCAAGAUCAUCUCGUUCAAAAGAGAGGAAUUGACAGCUGUUUGCGAUCAUAUGAAUAUUCAAGUGGACAAUCCCCUUACCGUACUCAGUCAAGACAAUGCCCGUGAAUUCCUGAACGCUAGUUCUCCCAAAGAUAAAUACAGACUAUUCAUGCGUGGUACUCAACUCUCCACGCUUGCAGAAGAUUAUGACGACAUUGGAGAAAAACUCAACACAACUUGUGCUAUUGUGGACCGAAAAAAGCGCGUUCUUCCUGAUCUGAAGAGAAAAGCAGAUGAUGCAAAACAACGUUACACGGAGGCGCUUGAACGUGAUAAACUAGAAGAGCAGCUUGAAACGCUUGGCAGCGAACUCGCCUGGGUGCAAGUGAAUCUCAAGGAAAAGGAGGCUGAAGCGUCGAGACAGAAUGCAGAAGCCGCUGAGCAUAAAGUCAGAGAGAUCGCUGAACAACAACGACAAAGCGACGAGUAUCACGCAAGCGUCACUCUUAAUGUUGAAGGAAAACAGCGUGAGAAUCAACUGAUGAUUAAGGCCCAAACGAGACGAGAAGAACUCAAGGUAUUUUCUUCCGAUGCCCAGAAGAUCAACGCUUUCGUCAAAACCACAAAACAGGAAGUAGUCAACCUUACUAAAGACAUCGAUGCUGAAACAGCGAAGCAAGAAGCUAGCUCACAAGCCGAGAACGAUGCGCGUCAAGCAAAGCUUGACGAGUUGGAACAAGCAAAAGCAGAGAAGGAAGAGCAAGCACGCAAUUAUCGGACAGAAAUUGGUGAUUUAGAAGUCCAAGUUGGCGAAUACAGUGCUGAAAGAAAUAGUUUUGCAAACAAAUUCAGUAUGCUGGAAAAACAACGACGAGAAACGCAACAAAGACUCGACGCUUUGACGAACCAAAAGGCCGACAGAUUACGUGCGUUCGGCAGGUUUGUGCCGGAGGUGCUUCGUGACAUUGAAGCUGAGCGACGUUGGACACGCAAACCUGUUGGACCGUUUGGCCGUUACCUCAAAUUGAAAUACCCCGAAUAUACGGAAACGAUGGAAAUUGUACUUGGAAAAGUCCUAAACUCGUUCGUCGUGGAGAACUAUGAUGAUCGCAAACUCUUGUCAUUGAUUCUAGAACGCAGGAAAAUGGGUGAUACUCUUAUUAUUGUUUCCAAGCAUGAUUUGUUUGAUUUCAGCGAGGGUGAGCCAGAUGCUAGAUAUCUGACGAUGCUGCGUGCUUUAGAGUUUUCAGACGAAUGGGUCAAGCGCCAGAUCAUUGUUGCAAGAGAUAUCGAGAAAUUGGUACUGAUUGGUGAGCGAAGAGAAGCCGAUGAUUUAAUGCUAGGCGGCGGCCCGAGAAACGUUAAAGCUUGCUACACAACCAAGGCCCAAAAAGUGACUGGUCAACAUGGUUUGAAGACGGAAGCUCUUCAAAGAUAUAGGGGCCCUCCACGAGAGAUGAUGGCAGAAUUGAGAAAGCUUGAUGUGCAGUCUAGUGAAUUAAAGCAAGCUCGUCAACAAGUACAGAACAAUCUUGAGCAUAUUCGAAAUCGCUUAAAGGAACUGCAGGUAACGGUCGAAAAAGCUCUUUAUCGUAUACUUUGCCAAAAACUAUAUGCUAUUGAUAGAGAGAUUCGAGCCAUCGUCUUUAAUAUCCGUCAGGUCCAAGAAUCGAUGAAAGAGGAGGAGCCGGUGAACCUCCAGAUGUUAAAAGACAGAAGAGACGAAUUGCAAGGACAAAUUAACGGUUAUGUUGGCCAGUUUUCAGAGAUUAGGAAACAAGACGAUGAAACUCGAAAAGAAAUCGCAGACAUUACUGUCAGACUCCAGCAAUUUGAAGCAGACGAAGAAGAACAUGCACAAAAAAUGCGAAAUGCUAUCAAUGAAAUUGAUACCUUGCUUCAUAAAGCACUUCGACAUCAAAGCAAUAUGCAAGAAAACCUUAAUCAGUCUCUUGUGCGCGUUGAUGAACUGAAUAAGAAGGCAGAUCUUGAUGAACGAACCGUGGAGGAAUGGACAAGACAAGUCAUGGCGGAAUGGCCCCAGCGCGUUGAUACCAGGCGUACUCCAGACCAGAUUCAGAGACAAAUCCGACAUCUGGAGAUGCGCAUUGAAGAAAGAAAUAGGGCUAUCGGAGCCACUAUGGAAGAAAUUGAAGAAGAAGCCAGAACAGCGUUAGAGGCUCUUAAAAGUGCCAAAAAUACCAUAGGGCUGCUGGAUAGAUUGAAGAGGGAACUUCGGUCAACUUUGGAAGCACGCAUGGAUCACUGGACUUUGUUCCGCAUGUACAUUUCACUCAGUGCCACCGGGCAUUUCACUUAUUUCAUGCACAAACGAGGAUACAAUGGCUAUCUAAAGUUCAAUCAUGACAAAGAACGCCUUGAUGUUCGAGUUUCUACCAGUGAUCAAAUGAAAAGAGGAACAAGACACAAGGAUUCCAAGACCCUUUCGGGUGGUGAGAAAUCAUUCUCUCAAAUCAGUUUACUCUUGUCUUUAUGGGAGGGCAUUUCUUCCCCUGUCUAUUGUCUGGAUGAAUUCGAUGUAUAUAUGGAUGCCGUUAACAGAAAACAAAGCAUGCGUAUGAUGGUAAGCGAUAUUAGAAUGCAAGAUAAACAAACUUACGUUAACCUUUCAAUGAUAGACGCAUCCAACAUGGUUCCUGGUCCAUAUAUCAAGGUGCACCGUUUGAGCGAUCCGGAGCGACAACAGCCGCAUGAUUAA
Messenger RNA from Zychaea mexicana, 3054 nucleotides. RefSeq lists its product as uncharacterized. The transcript has 18 exons. NCBI's taxonomy places the organism in Eukaryota, Fungi, Mucoromycota, Mucoromycetes, Mucorales, Lichtheimiaceae. Gene Ontology annotation, molecular function: damaged DNA binding; single-stranded DNA binding. The annotation marks the transcript as partial. The record is from RefSeq and is a predicted model, not a curated record. Gene Ontology annotation, cellular component: site of double-strand break; nucleus; Smc5-Smc6 complex. Gene Ontology annotation, biological process: double-strand break repair via homologous recombination.